GGCUCAAACCGCGGAUAGUCGACCUAAUCUGAGGUCAAUUUGUUAGCUUAACUUUAAAACUCUGCGCGGCCGGCUCUCGCGUAUUAUUAUUAUUAUUAUAAUAUACGAAUAUAUACCUACCGUAUACGGCGUGUACUUAAAUAUAUAUUAUUAUAUUGUAAACUCGCGUAUUAUACAUAAUAUAUAAUAUAAUAAUAUUAUACAUAAUAUUUACAAGCGACUUACAUUGUGCGUAAGUACGGACCGUUUCCGUGCAUGUGCGUGUGCGGCGUGACGAUUAUAUUUCACUCCAGUCGGAUCAACGGUAUUAUUAUAAUAUUAUAAUCGUGUACGGUCACAAUAAUAAUAUUAUCAUCGUUACAUUAUUAUCUAAUUCACCUUUUCGCGACGUAUGAAAUAUCGAAUUUUUGUUUUGUUUUUGACGCGUUGGAACGAAAUAUUGCACGACGGGCAUAAACGCAUCGAAAAUCAACCGAUUUCAACUGAGUGUUCACUUUCCGCAUUCGAAUCCGGUGAUGGUCGUUGGCCUUUGAUAAGCGAAAAUUGAGAGUUCGAAAACCCGAAAAUGAUGGAACGCCUGGAAAACCUGACCGACCCGAGUCUGUGUCUUCAAGACUUGGUGUCGUCGACGGGUUCCGAUCACCAUAACGUCGCAUUACAACACGCGUCACCGGCAUCGUUUCACCAUCCCGUGCACGACGGCAGUGCCGGACUGCACCAAGGCAUGCUUGGACACCACCACGUGCACCAUCACGAUGGUCAUCACCAUCAUCAUCACACGUCGGUGCCGUGUCCGCCGUCACUAUUGCACCACGAACCGUUGGAAAAACUUAAGAGAGUGUGGGCAGAGACGGGAGACUUCCGUGAUAACAAUCACCAUGGUCUUUCUACGGAUCAUACGUCACAGCUUAACUUUGGUUCAUCCAGGAGUAGAAACCGUGACAGAAAAGGGCGGGUGGACACGAUCGGUGCUACCGGUAUAAAAACUGAGGGUAUAGACACGGGAGUUGGCGUGGUCACCGACGACGGAAAAGACGCCAACAUUAAAAAUAACAAAAACACGAAAAGACAGAGGAGACAGAGGACGCAUUUCACUUCGCAACAGCUCCAGGAACUGGAGGCCACGUUCACCAGAAACCGGUACCCAGACAUGAGCACCAGGGAAGAGAUAGCCAUGUGGACGAACCUCACAGAGGCAAGAGUCAGGGUGUGGUUCAAAAACCGGAGGGCCAAGUGGCGGAAACGCGAGAGGAACGCGAUGAACGCCGCUGCGGCUGCGGCCGUGGACUUUAAGAACGGGUUCGGAACGCAAUUCAACGGCCUCAUGCAGCCAUUCACUGACACGGACUCGCUGUACAGUACAGCUUACACGUCAUACAACAAUUGGGCGACUAAGGUGCCGAGCCCGUUGGGAUCGAAGACGUUCCCGUGGUCAGUGAAUCCGCUGGGUACAGUGAACCAUCAUCACCACCAGGCGCCGGUCAACUGUUUCAACGCGGCCACUUCGGCGGCCGGAUCCAUGUUGCCGACGCCCGCACCGCAGAACGGGCCACCGUACUGUCCACCCACCACACCGUACUCCGUGUACCACCACCGGCCUGCCGAGCCGUGCAACGUCAUGUCCAGCAGCAUCGCCAGCCUCCGGCUCAAGGCCAAACAGCACGCGUCCGGGUUCGGCGGUUACCAGCCCGCGGGUUCGCCGGGUUCGCUGCAGGCACAGGCCAACGGCGGCAACCGGUCAUCGUCGUCGUCGUCUUGUCAGCAACAGUACGGCGGCGGACAGGGUGCAGGUGGCGGUGGCGGUGGUGGCGGCGGCGGGAAUUCCGGCAGCGAAGGCACGCGGACGCCCGUCUGACGUGAAGAGCGGACCGGAGGGAGCGUCCG
Acyrthosiphon pisum (pea aphid) is the source of this 1884-nucleotide messenger RNA. It is a transcript of the gene Ptx1, whose product is annotated as pituitary homeobox homolog Ptx1. Gene Ontology annotation, cellular component: nucleus. The coding region runs from base 566 to 1855 and encodes 429 amino acids. The transcript has 6 exons. Gene Ontology annotation, biological process: anatomical structure morphogenesis; regulation of transcription by RNA polymerase II. NCBI's taxonomy places the organism in Eukaryota, Metazoa, Arthropoda, Insecta, Hemiptera, Aphididae. Gene Ontology annotation, molecular function: RNA polymerase II cis-regulatory region sequence-specific DNA binding; DNA-binding transcription factor activity, RNA polymerase II-specific. The record is from RefSeq and is a predicted model, not a curated record.